AGUUUUCUGCCUCGAGAACCCCACGAAUCCCAACACGUAAUCGCUCAUCAGAAGAUACACAAUCCCUCUUGAUUUCUUUAAUCACAGAAGCAAAAUAUAUUAGCACAAAUGGCUGCUGGUUUCUCGCUCUUUCCCCCUAUAACCUCGGUGGAGAGGAAGUGCUGAAUUAUAAUAGAAUACCACUGCAUUAAAAAACUAUAUGAACAGCUACUUUGAUCUAGUUUCUAAUUUCUAAUCGUCAAAACCAAUGCACUGUACAUUGCACUUCCAUCUUUAACGCCUGGGUUACAUCCUACUCUUCUUACUAAUGGUCGAGGGCCAUUUUCACACUCAACCCGUUUCAUCUAUAUUCUGUCUCUUCCACUUCCACUGCAGAUUUUCAUAUUCUCUGGAAAUGUUUUCUCCAGAGGAUAUGUGUCUCUGUUCUAUUGGUGUCUCUACUUAAAAGUAUAACUGUAGAUUUUCUGGGCACGGUGUUUCUUGCAUUUGCUGUAUUUUCAUUGUAAUGAUGUUAUGCUCUUGAGAUAUAAGCCCUUAAAAGUUGAAUUUACUACUCUAUUCACUUCCAGAUAUGAUUUUUUUGUUUUGUUCAGAUUUUCAGUGAAUCCUCGUGUAUAUUGGGACAUUCACUGAACCGAAUAUGUUAACUUGUAUAGCUUGUUCAAAGCGGCAAACUGGCAGAUCUCUUCCCGACCCACCAGAAGAGGAUGACACCGCCAUAACUCCCUCCAGUAAACAACCAAUCAAAGCCCUAACCAACCAGAUCAAGGAUAUGGCAGUAAAGGCAUCUGGUGCUUACAAGUCUUGCAACCCUUGUUCCCGCUCCUUGAGCAACAACCAAAGCCGAGCCUACGCUGAUUCUGAAGCCGGCUGGGUUUCAGAGAGAAUCUAUGGCUCCUAUAGAAGGACAGGGAGCUUAAACAACCAUCCAAGGCUAUGGGGAAAGGAAAUGGAAGCGAAACUAAAGGCCCUCUCGAGCGGCGAAGGCACGCCGUCUUCAGUUAGUUGUAGAAGUGUAUCAGUGGUGUUCAUGGAGGAGGAUGAGCCCAAAGAGUGGGUUGCACAGGUCGAGCCUGGUGUGCUCAUUACUUUUAUUUCACUGCCUCAAGGAGGAAAUGAUCUCAAAAGGAUUCAAUUCAGUCGAGAGAUGUUUAACAAAUGGAAAGCUCAACGGUGGUGGGCAGACAACUAUGACAAAGUGAUGGAAUUAUACAAUGUCCAGGGGUUCAAUAGUGAAGCAGUACCAGAAAAAACUCUGCAGAAAUCUGAUGAGGAGAACUCAAACAUUAAAUCUGCUGAGCAUAGCCCUGUUGAACAUCAUCAAAUGCAAUCUCGCGAUUACUACGGCUCUGGUGAUCUUAAUUUGACACCAAAACUGUCCAGCAUUAGUGCUGCAAAGACAGAUGCAUCAUCCAUCGAUGCUUCUGCACAGUCUAUUUCUUCAAGAGAGUCUGAUCAUUCUGGGGAGCUUUCAGUGGGCAAUGCCAGUGAUUUGGAAACUGAAUGGGUUGAGCAAGACGAGCCUGGAGUCUACAUUACAAUUGGAACGUUGCCAGGUGGCACUCGUGAGCUUAGAAGAGUGCGGUUCAGCCGAGAAAGGUUCGGAGAAAUGCAGGCAAGGUUGUGGUGGGAAGAGAAUAGAGCCAGAAUUCAACAGCAGUACUUGUGAAUUAUGAUUGACUUCUUCUACAAAUAGGUUUCUAAAGUGUUCUAUGAUGCUUCUUAAGUGUACAAGAUUCAACAGCAAGUUGGUUAUCUUGAACUGUGAAUUAGACCUCAUUCUUGCUGCCUCCCCUU
This is a messenger RNA of Olea europaea var. sylvestris, 1797 nucleotides long. RefSeq names its product protein Brevis radix-like 2. Lineage: Eukaryota; Viridiplantae; Streptophyta; Magnoliopsida; Lamiales; Oleaceae. The record is from RefSeq and is a predicted model, not a curated record. The transcript is spliced from 5 exons. Bases 641 to 1669 code for a protein of 342 amino acids.